AUGCCCAAGUCAGUAAAAGUACAAAGCCUUGCCAAGGUGGAUGGCCCGGAUGAUCCAUCAGCUGGCCCCAGUGAGACCAUGGUUACCAUACCUGACCCGGGUAGUGUCUUCACCAUAGGGCUAGACGUUAUAGUGUCCUGUUACUUCAUGGUCAAAGCCAAGUAUAAGGGGCCUGUAGCCAGCCCUGAGAACAAGAACUUAGACUCCAAAGUAGCGACCUCUGCAUCUGGUGUCUCAGAUGCAUCUGCCACCCUGCCUGAUGCUAGGGUCACCGCGAACUUAAA
This is a messenger RNA of Puccinia graminis f. sp. tritici CRL 75-36-700-3, 284 nucleotides long. RefSeq lists its product as uncharacterized. The transcript has 2 exons. NCBI's taxonomy places the organism in Eukaryota, Fungi, Basidiomycota, Pucciniomycetes, Pucciniales, Pucciniaceae. The record is from RefSeq and is a predicted model, not a curated record. The annotation marks the transcript as partial.